CAGCCCCGCGUGGCUCCCGCGGACAUGGACCUGGCCUGGACCUGGCCUACGUGUGCGAGUGGGAGAAGAAGCCCAAGAGCAACCACUGCCCUUCCAUCCCCCUCGUGUGCGCCUGGUCCUGCCGCAACCUCAUCGCCUUCACCACCGACCUGCGCAACGAGGAGGAGAGAGAUCUCACCCACAUGGUCCAUAUCAUCGACACGGAGCACCCCUGGGACGUCUACUCUGUUAACUCUGGCCACACCGAGGUCAUCACGUGCCUGGAGUGGGAUCAGUCAGGCUCCAGGCUGCUCUCAGCGGACGCCGAUGGCCACAUCAAGUGCUGGAGCAUGACGGAUCACCUGGCCAACAGCUGGGAGAACACGGUGGGCAGCAUGGUGGAGGGGGACCCGGUGGUGGCCCUGUCCUGGCUGCACAACGGCGUGAAGCUGGCGCUGCACGUGGAGAAGUCUGGAGCAUCGAACUUCGGUGAGAAGUUCUCCAGGGUGAAGUUCUCCCCAUCGCUGACGCUGUUCGGGGGGAAGCCCAUGGAGGGCUGGAUCGCCGUGACCAUCAGUGGGCUGGUCACCGUGUCCCUCCUGAAGCCCAACGGGCAAGUGCUGACCUCCACCGAGAGCCUGUGCCGCCUGCGCUGCCGCGUGGCCCUGGCCGACGUCGCCUUCACGGGCGGGGGGAACAUCGUGGUGGCCACGUCGGAUGGCAGCAGCACCUCCCCCGUGCAGUUCUACAAAGUCUGUGUCAGCGUGGUGAAUGAGAAGUGCAAGAUCGACACCGAGAUCCUUCCCUCCCUCUUCAUGCGCUGCACCACCGACCCUGCCCGGAAGGACAAGUACCCAGCCAUCACCCACCUCAAGUUCCUGGCCCGGGACAUGUCGGAGCAGGUGUUGCUUUGUGCCUCCAGCCAAAACAACAGCAUUGUGGAGUGCUGGUCCCUGCGCAAGGAGGGGCUGCCAGUCAACAACAUCUUCCAGCAAAUCUCUCCCGUGGUGGGAGACAAGCAGCCCAUGAUCCUGAAGUGGCGGAUCCUGUCUGCCACCAACGACCUGGACCGCGUGUCGGCCGUGGCGCUGCCCAAGCUGCCAAUAUCCCUGACCAACACGGACCUGAAGGUGGCCAAUGACACCAAGUUCUUCCCUGGACUGGGCCUGGCCUUGGCAUUCCACGACGGCAGCGUGCACAUCGUGCACCGGCUGUCCCUGCAGAUGAUGGCUGUGUUCUACGGCUCCUCCUCGCAGCGCCCCGUGGAUGAGCCCUCCCUGAAGCGCCCGCGCGCCGCGGGGCCCCUCGUGCACUUCAAGGCCAUGCAGCUCUCCUGGACCUCGCUGGCCCUGGCUGGUGUGGACAGCCACGGGAAGCUGAGCAUGCUCCGCAUCUCUCCCUCCAUGGGCCACGUGCUGGACAUGAACAUGUCUCUGCGGCACUUGCUGUUCCUGUUGGAGUACUGCAUGGUGACUGGCUACGACUGGUGGGACAUCCUGCUCCACGUCCAGCCCAGCAUGGUGCAGAACCUGGUGGAGAAGCUGCAUGAGGAGUACAUGCGCCAGAAUGCAGCCCUGCAGCAGGUCCUCUCCACGCGCAUCGUGGCCAUGAAGGCUUCACUGUGCAAACUCUCCUCCAGCACCAUCGCCCGCGUGUGCGACUACCACGCCAAGCUCUUCCUGAUCGCCAUCAGCUGCACCCUCAAGUCGCUGCUGCGCCCACACUUCCUCAACACUCCGGACAAGAGCCCCGGGGAUCGCCUCACCGAGAUCUGCUCCAAGAUCACCGACUCAGACAUUGACAAGGUGAUGAUUAACCUGAAGACAGAAGAGUUUGUCUUGGAGAUGACGACGCUGCAGUCCCUGCAGCAGCUCAUCCAGUGGGUGGGGGAUUUUGUGCUCUACCUGCUGGCCAGCCUUCCCAACCAGGGCUCUCCUGCGCGCCCCGGGCACAGCUUCCUGCGCGACGGCGCGUCCCUCGGCAUGUUCCGCGAGCUGAUGGUGGUGAUCCGCAUCUGGGGGCUGCUGAAGCCGAGCUGCCUCCCGGUGUACACGGCCACCUCCGACACCCAGGACAGCAUGUCCCUGCUCUUCCGGCUCCUGACCAAGCUCUGGCUGUGCUGUCGUGAGGAAAACCACAUCACGGAGCCUGAUGAUGCCCUGAUCGACGAGUGCUGCCUCCUGCCCAGCCAGCUGCUCAUUCCCAACAUCGACUGGCUGCCCAUCAACGACGGCAUCAUCAGCAAGCUGCAGAACAAGCAGCUGGUCCGGCUGCAGUUCGGGAAGGCUCCCGGGCUCGUUGGUCACACUGUCUCUUCCCAGUUCGAUGCCUUCGUCAGGGCUCCUGGACAGCCCAAAAUUGACCACCUGAGGCGGCUGCACCUGGGCGCGUACCCAACGGAGGAGUGCAAGUCCUGCACCAGGUGUGGCUGUGUCACCAUGCUCAAGUCGCCCAACAAGGUGACGGCAGUGAAGCAGUGGGAGCAGCGCUGGAUCAAGAACUGCCUGUGUGGGGGCCUGUGGAGGAAGAUGCCCCUCAGCUACUCCUGA
Molecule: messenger RNA, 2528 nt
Organism: Acanthisitta chloris (rifleman)
Lineage: Eukaryota; Metazoa; Chordata; Aves; Passeriformes; Acanthisittidae
Gene: MED16
Product: mediator complex subunit 16
Exons: 14
Biological process (GO): positive regulation of DNA-templated transcription
Cellular component (GO): mediator complex
Molecular function (GO): protein binding
Source: RefSeq, a predicted model, not a curated record